AUGUCUCGCGUGAGUGCACAUUAUGAUGGUUACGAGAUCAAAUACCUAAGUUUUUCUGAGAACUUCGCCUGUUUCGUCCCACCAAAUGAUUUAAAGACAGUCUUCAUUCUCGAAAUCAGUCGCUUACGUUUGUGCGAUGAAGAAAAGUCUUUAUCGAAAACUGAACCAAAAAGUUUGUGCUAUGAGCAUUAUGAAGCAAAAAUUGUCAGACAUUUCGAGUUUGGAAACAUGAUUUACGUCCUGACUUAUGAUGAUGUUGCAAUACGAGUCCAUCGGUCGAAGAUCAGCACAACUGGGGAUGUACAGACUAGCUGCAUUUCAGAGGUACCUCAAGAAUCUGUGUCCGCAGUCGAUUUCGACGUUCAGCAAAUGCGAGUCGCAUUGGCGUCGCCCUUUAAUGUUUAUAUAUGUAAUCUGGAUAAUCGCUGUGAAAUUUUGGAUCUGGGAACCCAUAUGCGCAAAGUCACCUCGGUUAACUUUUUAGCAACAGAUUUUCUUGGUUCAUUGGACGAAUCAGGUUUGUGCAAAGUUUGGAAUACUGGUACACUGAUACUACACGUGUCUGUUUUAUUGAAUGGGAUGUCUUCCUUCGUUUGUGCAAAGGACCUAAUGUUUUAUGGUACAACUGAUGGUCAGAUUUACUCUACCUCAAUUACAAAUUCAAAGAGUCGUCCUGAAUACUUUUCAAUAAUACCAAGGCCUCCAAUAAUUUCCGGAAAUCAUGACUUCAAAGGUUCAUUCAGGCAAGAGUGGAAUAUUGCAACAGCCAUGAAAAGCAUAUCCAUUUCGGACCAAGCAGCAUCGGAAGUUUUAGCCAUAGGAUUGUGUCCAUCCCAUCAGUCAAACCUGCAUAUGUUAUGUAUUGUUACCACAACUGGAAUUUAUUUACUUAACCAACGGACCCGAACUUUCGAUAUGACAUUUCCAAUAAACAAUCUACUUUUGCCGAACUGGUGCUAUGCAACUUCGGCCGAAAUCUUUGUUUCUAAGAAUUUUGUACUAAUUGGACUGCGAUCACUUAAUGGUCGAUGUGUUUUGAUAUCGGUUGACAUGGAGAUCUUGUCUGAUUUGGAUCACGAACAAAGCGAGCUUUCAUCUGUGGAGAGCAUCAAAAGCUGUGAGCUAUCAUUUUUGGCAACACUGACUAACAAGUUGCACCGGAGAUAUCGAUACGACCCUGAGCCUUCAUUCUGUUGUCUUGUUUCCGAGCGUCUCGAAGCAGAAGAAACGCCUAUAUAUUCUGUUUCAUACUCACCGACGGAUGAUCGAGUGGCCGUGGCUCAGGGGAACGGUUUAUGCUCCAUAUUGCGGACGGCUAGAUCGGGCGAUAGGGCCCGGCCAGGAGGGUGGAGGGAGCAAACGGUUCUUGUGGGGCACCAGGGCAUCGUAUCCAGCGCGGAGUGGUCACUGGAUGGCCACCUCAUCAUCACCACCUCGACAGACAGAACAGCCCGCCUGUGGUCCGCCAAUGGAGGGGCUCUCCGCCUUGUCGUGGCCUCGCCCCGCGGCGGUUGUGCCGAUGGUCACGGACAACCUUUGCGCACCAUAUCAGCCACCACUAACACGAAGAAUUGCCCCAUUUCCUCUGCUUUUGUUGAUCAUGUGCAAUUCGGAAAGUUCCAUUUGCAGGACAGCUUCUUCCAUGUGACCUGUCAAAAUAAAAUAUUUUUCUUCACCUUCAACAUUGACAAGAAUUCCAACGUUCUCCAAAAAGCGUAUGAGUGCGGUUUUGGUGGUAGUGGUGACACCGCCGGAGCCUACAGCUUCUUUGCUACGGCGGCGCCGGGCGACAGUGUGCGCCUGUGGGACCUCCGAGUGGCCCGCGGCCACGUUGCUGAAGUGGCCUGCUGCCGGGCUCCCUUCGGCACUGGCGAGGGCAGUGGAGUGGGUGGAGCGGUGCGAGACUCAGCUGUCCCUCCAGUGUCUCUAACCUUCUCCCCAUGUGGUCGCUACGUCUGUUUUGGGGCGCUCGCCUCCACGAGCACCACUCAAUACCUGACUCCCACUGUGGUAGACAUUCGUCAGGUCUGCAGGCCUCUGGCCCAUCUGACGCUCCCUGACCGCAGACCCAGUAUCAGCAGUGCGGCAACUGUCGUGGCGUGGAAUCCUAUCAGACCUGAGAUCACAACAGGUUCUUUGGAUGGACGCCUUUCAAUUUUUGGAUAA
Echinococcus granulosus is the source of this 2166-nucleotide messenger RNA. Its product is annotated as WD repeat-containing protein 27. Lineage: Eukaryota; Metazoa; Platyhelminthes; Cestoda; Cyclophyllidea; Taeniidae. Gene Ontology annotation, molecular function: protein binding. The transcript is spliced from 12 exons. The record is from RefSeq and is a predicted model, not a curated record. The coding region runs from base 1 to 2166 and encodes 721 amino acids.